AUGACAAUCUCUAGUAUACCAAGCACGCAGUGCCGGCCGAGUGUGCGAGGCCUUUGGAGCACACACAAGUCCACUUUCACUACUAGCCAUCAUCAUGCGUCCUCUUCCACAUCAACCCCAUCAGACCGUACACUAUCCCCUAUCUCCGACGACCAGAGCAGCAAACCGCGAUUCCGAUUCCGUCUGACUCGUAGUGGCUCAAAAUUGCUUUCGUUGCUGGGCCUUGGGGCCUCUUCCAAUGAUAACAGGACAAAGACCGAGCCCGAGUCAUCAGAAGAAGCUGAAAGUCACCAGAACGCCCGAGAUGGACCAUUCGCACCAGAUUCGGCGUUAAUGGGCUGCAAUUUUCAAACAGCUAAUUGCUCCCCUGAAACAGAGCAGCUGAUGGCCAGUACCUCUUUGACAGGCCAGGACCUUCCCUCACGAGAAUUUCACCACGGGCGAGACAAUGAUCGCGAGGCUUUUACACCGUCUCAUUCUCAUUCAACGAACAUAAAACCACACUCCCCAGACGCGAAAAAAGACAAGGGAAAAAUUGUGCCGGAGCUUGAUUCUCAGUCGAAGCCGAGUGUGAUAGAUCGUGUUUCACCGAAACUCUCCUGGCCAUUCGGAUACACAACCGUUGUACAUCGUCAGAAAUUUCGCGAGAGACCAAACAUCAUCAUUCCAAACAAACUCAUUACUUCAGUGAUUCGCGCCGAUGGUGAUGGUGCCAGUGACACCAGUUCUGGCCCUUCAAUAACUCCGAGCAGUGGCGGCUUUCAAACUCUAUACUCUGCACCCUCAACUCCACUGACAUCUGCAGAGCCAUCUCCAACUCGGGAGCUCGAUUCUGAGAUGGCAUGGAGUUUCGGGUCUUCAAAUCAUUCCAAUGGUGCCCCAGCUCUAGAUCUGAGCAAAGACUCCGGCAAGCAAGUCCCGACCAUCUUGACCGUGGAAGCUGCAUCUGUUGCGAAGGUUUACCUGGAGCUGUACUUCAACUCUAUCUUACAAAAUUCGAAUCCGCGUGAAAAGCGAAUGAAUGAGCUGGAGCAGCAAAUUGAUGCAUGUCGAAUGGCUUCCGAAGGAGAUGGCAUGCGACAUAGAUGUGCUGUCCAAGAAAAUGGGUAUCUGCGCCAAUGUCGUGCGUUCAAAACGCGCAUCAGAUCGUCGAGCUAUAAACAAAAGAACCCCGUGGAUUUUUACGAUAUCAUCAAGACAUUGGGCAAAGGAAGCUUUGGUGAAGUACACCUAGUUCGAGAAAAGGAUGUCCAGCCCAGGGAAGACGAUCUGAAAGCGUUGCGCAAUACAGGCCCUUUCGCCAGGCUUCGGCGGACCGAGCUGAACAGCUCUGCAGUGGACGUAGCGAGCAAAAACAGACGAAGGUGUUUGAACGAAGAAAAAAAAGAGUGUUACGCGAUGAAAGUUAUCAAAAAGUCUGACAUGGUCCGAAAUUGCCAAGAGGGUCAUGUUCGAGCGGAGAGAGACUUUUUGGUCGUUGCCGCGAGGUCUCGCUGGGUGGUCCCGUUGAUUGCCAGUUUUCAAGAUGACAACUUCUUGUAUUUGGUCAUGGAUUUCAUGAUUGGCGGUGACUUUCUCGGUCUUUUGAUCUGCAAGAACAUACUGAGUGAAGACUGGACUCGUUUUUACAUCGCCGAAAUGGUUCUGUGUAUCGAGGAAGCUCAUCGGCUUUGCUGGAUCCACCGUGACAUCAAGCCUGACAACUUUCUUAUCUCGGCGUCUGGGCAUCUCAAAAUAUCGGAUUUUGGAUUGGCAUUUGACGGGCACUGGUCUCAUGACCAAGCCUACUAUAACAAUCAACGGUACACUCUUCUUGAGAGGCUUGGAAUCGAUGUCAAAGGCGACCAAGAAGAUCAAGUAGCGGCCGCCGAUACAAAUGAGCCUGUCAAUGUUGAGUCCUAUCAAAGGCAAGGAAGUCAUUGUCCAAAGUACGAAGUCCCCGCAACAGAUAUCCUGGAAUGGCGAAAUCAGCGAGAGCGUCGCCGGUUUGCAAAGAGCGUGGUUGGAACCAGCUCCUAUAUGGCCCCCGAAGUCAUCCGAGGCGAAAUGUACGACGGGAGAUGCGACUGGUGGAGCUUGGGAAUCAUCCUAUAUGAGUGCCUCUACGGAUAUACACCAUUUGCAUGCGAGACCAGAUACGACACUAAGAUGCGUAUUCUUCACCAUUACAAGACUUUGCACUUCCCAAGAGAAACUCCAAUGGAGAGGCUUGUGUCCCGAGACGCUGUUGACCUGAUUUUGAGACUCCUCCAAGAAAGGGAAUACAGGCUUUGUUCGCCCAAGUAUCGUGCCAACAACAUACUCAUUGGUCACUUACCAUCGCCUGAAUGGCUUUAUACAAUGGAUUCUCGUUAUCGAGAGUGCACCAACUUUUGGGUGUAUCCAAAUGAUGCAAUUGACAUCAAGCUGCACCCAUUCUUCAGAGGUACCCGCUGGGAUCGACUCCAUCUGACAGAACCACCGUAUGUUCCUCAGGUCAAAGGUUGGGAAGAUACUCGUUACUUUGCCGACGAAGCCUCUGAUCAGCCCGAGAAGCGAACGGACGAAAGCGAAUCCAACGAGAGGUGCAGAAACGAAGGUGAUGCCUCGAACCAAUCUCCAGCUACUGGUGAUGCAGCCCCCCGUUCCAUUGACAUGUUCAGAAAUGAGCAUCCUAUCCCAGGAGGAAUUCCCAUCUUUUCCGGUCCUGCUGUUGACAGUGCCGAGCCUCAUAAAUUGAUUGCACCUAGCCAAGAGGCCAAGAGAAAAAAGCGCAAAGAGCGCCCACGAGACAAGAUUUUGCGAGACUGCCGAGUAGGCAAGACAGCUCUGCAGAUUCGUAAAAACGGCGCCUUCCUGGGAAAUAUCGCGAUUGCCGGAGGCAAUGACUACCAGAAUGCUCAGCAGGAGGAGUCGAGCGGUGUUGAGUCCGAGUGA
Messenger RNA from Penicillium oxalicum, 2916 nucleotides. RefSeq names its product Serine/threonine-protein kinase cbk1. The record is from RefSeq and is a predicted model, not a curated record. Gene Ontology annotation, biological process: intracellular signal transduction; peptidyl-serine phosphorylation. The coding region runs from base 1 to 2916 and encodes 971 amino acids. The transcript is spliced from 5 exons. Gene Ontology annotation, molecular function: protein serine/threonine kinase activity; ATP binding. Lineage: Eukaryota; Fungi; Ascomycota; Eurotiomycetes; Eurotiales; Aspergillaceae.